AAUUUGAACUAAUUCCCAUGCAAUUUGCACUUUCUCUUUUCUUCUUUCUACAUCUAUAAAAAUGCAUAUUUAUGAAAUCUGCGCUACACGAUAACAGUGUGCCCGAAAAUGGCAGCGUUGAAGGAUGUUGUGCCUGUGUACAAAAAUUUGAAAGAUGAAUGGGCGGCGACUCCGUGUAAUUUGAAGAAAUGCGGCGAACUACUCAAUCAAUUAAAGGUUGGUCUUACGCAUUUAAUGUUUCUGCCAACAUCGAAUAGCACAGCUAGUCAAAAUGAAUUACUCAUAGCACGUGAUAUUUUAGAGAUUGGUGCACAAUGGAGCAUUGUGACCGAAGAUAUACCUUCUUUUGAACGCUACAUGGCGCAAUUGAAGUGUUAUUAUUUCGAUUAUAAAUCGGGAUUGAUGGAGUCUGCAUACAAGUACCACCUUCUUGGCUUGAAUCUGUUGUUCCUGCUGUCUCAGAAUCGCGUGGCCGAGUUUCACACAGAAUUGGAAUUACUGCCUUCGGAUCAAAUACAAUCCAACGUUUAUAUCAGACAUCCUCUGAGCUUGGAACAGUAUUUAAUGGAAGGUUCAUACAACAAGAUAUUCUUGGCAAAGGGCAACGUGCCGGCAGCGUCUUACAAUUUCUUUAUAGAUAUUUUGUUGAACACCGUCCGGGAUGAGAUAGGAGCGUGUAUGGAAAGUGCGUACGACAAGAUCUCCAUUCAGGACGCUUCGAGGAUGUUGAAUCUGAGCUCGGAGGAUGACAUGAAAGCGUUUGCAGCGAAAAAGAACUGGACUGUAGCGAAGGACAGUUAUUUCUACUUCAGUACAACCAGCGAGAAGAAAACUGAAGAGCCAAUUCCCAGCGCUGAUCUGGCCACACUAGCAAUCGACUAUGCAAGGGAACUUGAAAUGAUUGUUUAAAUAUAUGCAUUUUCCUCUAUUAGGUAUAAAUAAAGUUUGUCAUAUAAUUAUUA
Frieseomelitta varia is the source of this 962-nucleotide messenger RNA. RefSeq names its product 26S proteasome non-ATPase regulatory subunit 8 (gene Rpn12). Bases 109 to 909 code for a protein of 266 amino acids. The transcript has 3 exons. The record is from RefSeq and is a predicted model, not a curated record. Lineage: Eukaryota; Metazoa; Arthropoda; Insecta; Hymenoptera; Apidae. Gene Ontology annotation, cellular component: proteasome regulatory particle, lid subcomplex; nucleus; cytosol. Gene Ontology annotation, biological process: proteasome-mediated ubiquitin-dependent protein catabolic process.